UUCCAGACGAGGCCGGGUGUCGGUGGUGGGAGGAUUCAUGGUGUCCCUCCCCUUUGCCCUGAGGGGGCGGGUCAGCGGGCCGUGACGCCAUCAGAGGGCGCCGGAGAAGGGACCGGCGCGGAUUGGAGAUGGAGUCGGUGCUGGCUCUGGGCGGGCUGGUGCUGCUGCGUGACUCCGUGGAGUGGGAGGGGCGCAGUCUCUUGAAGGCGCUGAUCAAGAAGUCUGCACUGUGUGGGGAGCGGGUCCACAUCCUGGGCUGCGAAGUGAGCGAGGACGAGUUCCGUGAAGGUUUUGACGCCAGUGUCAACAGCCGGCUGAUUUACCAUGACCUCUUCAGAGAUCCUCUCAACUGGUCUGGGGAGGCCCUUCCGGGGGGACCCCUGGAAGCCUUGCAAGCCAUGUGCAAGAGGACGGAUCCUGGUCCUGUCACCAUCGCUCUUGAUUCCCUGAGCUGGCUGCUGCUGCACCUUCCCUGUCCCGCACUCUGCCAGGCCCUCUGUGCCCUCAGCCAGCAGCACUCCCGCCCUGGUGGCAGCUCCCCAGUAGAGCCUGUGCGAGUGCUCGGCCUGCUGCACGAAGAGCUCCAUGGCCCAGGCCCGCUGGGAGCCCUGAGCAGCCUGGCCCAGGCUGAAGUGACCCUGAGUGGGACCAUGGGCCAGGCUUCGGCCCACAUCCUCUCUUGGAGGCCCCAACAGCGCCCAGCCCGUCAGACCCAGUGGUUCUCCAUCCUGCCUGACUUCAGCCUGAACCUCCAGGGAGGACCCCCGCUGGAGUCCCAGCCCGACCCAGAGCCUCACACACCCCCGGUGGACCCCACAGCUCACGUGACUUUCAACCUGCACCUGUCCGAGAGCGAGCGAGCAGCCAAAGACAGCCUGACGUUGCCCUUCCAGUUCAGCUCUGAAAAACAGCAGGCUCUGCUGCACCCUGGACCCAGGCAGGCCACCGGCCGCAUCUUCUAUGAGCCAGAUGCAUACGACGACCUGGACCAGGAAGACCCAGAUGAUGACCUGGAUGUCUGACUGGCCUGGAACUGGGAGGAGGAGAAAGACCUUGGACCCAUAACCAUCCUCCCAUUGUUUGCGUUGGCCUUGCCCUGUCCCUGUCCUCACCUUUGUUCCCUGGGUCGCAGAGGCCCUGCCCUGUGACCUGUGAGUCAGAGAGUAGCUUCCCCUCAAGACAAAAGGUGGGAAAGGGGCAGUCGGGGAAGGUGAAGAGAAUGGGAACCCCUCCCCUCCCUGCCUAAUAAAGUAUUUUUCUUUUGAAA
This is a messenger RNA of Lutra lutra (Eurasian river otter), 1267 nucleotides long. RefSeq names its product elongator acetyltransferase complex subunit 5 (gene ELP5). The coding region runs from base 129 to 1022 and encodes 297 amino acids. Gene Ontology annotation, molecular function: tRNA binding. The record is from RefSeq and is a predicted model, not a curated record. Gene Ontology annotation, biological process: tRNA wobble uridine modification. Lineage: Eukaryota; Metazoa; Chordata; Mammalia; Carnivora; Mustelidae. Gene Ontology annotation, cellular component: nucleus; cytosol; elongator holoenzyme complex. The transcript is spliced from 8 exons.